AGUAUUAAUUAUUUGAAUAACGAAAUUGAAAUGCACUCUGCUUGUAAUGUGUUGUGUCAGAAAAAGUAUAGUUAUUGUUAGAUGAGCUUGGUUGAAUUAUGUUCGGAGUACAUUAAAACUACUGCCUAUUUGGUACUAUAUAUAAAUUAUACUUAUUUUACGUAUUGUUUUCUCUCGCUAUGACAACUAUGGCAGACAGAACGGAUCUCGACCAAGUACUCCACGAUGGCAGCAAGCAAUUUACCGCCAAAAUAUUUUACGAAGUAGCAAAAGCUAAUAAAGAGAAAAGCAUUGUUCUAUCGGCGUACUCUCUUAUGCCGCCUCUUGCGCAGCUGGCUCUCGCUUCAGUUGGUGAAUCGCAUGAUGAAAUUCUUAAUGCCAUUGGAAUGCCUAAUGAUGAUAUCUCCAAGGCCGCUUUUUCAUCAAUCACUUCGAAAUUACGUUCAGUAAAAGGCGUAACGUUGCAGACAGCCAAUAAAAUAUAUAUUGGAAAAGAUCUAGAAUUAAACAAAAAAUUUGCUGCCGCCGCCCGAGAAUCAUUUGAUUCUGAAACAGAGAACAUUGAUUUCUUGCAGAGAGAAGAAGCUGCUAAAAAAGUCAACGCUUGGGUGGAAGAUCAUACAAACCAUCGUAUAAAGGAUUUGGUUGAUCCAAAGCAACUUACCGCGGACACUCGAGCUCUUUUAGUCAACGCAAUUUACUUUAAGGGUACAUGGAAAAAAGCUUUUGACGAAAAUGAAACUACACCAAAAGAAUUUCAUUUAUCUAAAGAGGAAGCAGUUUAUGUACCUACCAUGCAUAGCAAAGGUCAAUACAAAUACACAGAUAACCAAGAACUUAAAGCACAAAUUCUCGAAAUUUCAUACGAAGGAGAUGAAUCGUCAUUCGUCAUCGUAUUACCCCAUGAAAUAGAUGGCAUUAAUGACUUAGAAGAGAAACUCAGGGAUCCAUCAGCUCUUGACAAAGCUAUGAAUCAUUUGAAAGAGACGGAAGUCGAAGUAUACCUCCCCAAGUUCAAAAUUGAAACAACAACGGAUUUAAAAAAAAUUUUAGAGAAAAUACAUCUUGAAAAGAUGUUUACUCCAAGAUUAGCUAAAUUAGAGAAGCUUAUUGAUAACCGAGGCGACUUAUACAUAGAUUCAGCUAUACAGAAAGCCUUCAUCGAAAUUAAUGAAGAAGGUGCAGAAGCAGCGGCUGCGAACGCUUUUCAUGUCUUCGAGAUCACGAGUGUAAAUCGUUACAAAGAGAUGACGCCGCAGUUCGUCGCUGACAGACCAUUUUACUUCGCAGUAAAAACAAAUUCAUUAACUCUGUUUAACGGAGUAUUGCGUAACUUUUGAAUUGACAUUAUGGUAAAUACUUUGAUGAAUAAAAUUUGGUAAAAGUAUUA
Messenger RNA from Vanessa atalanta (red admiral), 1390 nucleotides. RefSeq names its product alaserpin-like. Lineage: Eukaryota; Metazoa; Arthropoda; Insecta; Lepidoptera; Nymphalidae. Bases 180 to 1340 code for a protein of 386 amino acids. Gene Ontology annotation, molecular function: serine-type endopeptidase inhibitor activity. The transcript is spliced from 9 exons. The record is from RefSeq and is a predicted model, not a curated record.